This is a messenger RNA of Poecilia latipinna (sailfin molly), 2545 nucleotides long. RefSeq names its product aspartate beta-hydroxylase domain containing 1 (gene asphd1). The transcript is spliced from 5 exons. Lineage: Eukaryota; Metazoa; Chordata; Actinopteri; Cyprinodontiformes; Poeciliidae. Gene Ontology annotation, cellular component: membrane. Bases 791 to 1876 code for a protein of 361 amino acids. The record is from RefSeq and is a predicted model, not a curated record.
UUCUUCAAUUAGUGUAAUUUAAGUUAUUAAUAAUUGUUUUAUUUUGUUUUAAGAUACUAAAAUGUCAACCAUGUCAAGUGAAUUAUUUUAGCUGCAUCUCAAAGGAAGGAAACAGAGGCACUCUUGGCUUUGUAAACGCAAAACACUAAACAAGGUCAGUGUCAGACUCAUGUUGAUUAGGACAAACUUAUUAAGCCCUGGGUACAUGAUCUCAAGUUUCCUCCUGCAACAAAUCUUUCCUUACUUCUAUAUGACACCAUGUGGCUGAGAGGGAACUACGAAGGGUCUUUGGCUCUGCGCUGGAUAAGCUUCUCCCCUUAAAUAUUGAGGAAACUGACUCCUAGCGCAUGCUGGGAAAGCCCUCAAUCCAUACUGACCCCAAAGGAGAUUAGAGUAAAAGAAAUAAACAAUUGUUCUCUUUGCUGUAAACUUGUUGCAUUUGCCCAUUGAAUAUUUAUCAAGCGCAAAUGAAAACGUUGCAUUUCAUUAUUAGUUAUGCUUCUUAAUGAACAGACUUACAAAAGUAGCAAAUAUAACUUACAAUUUUGAGUGUAAGUUUACAGCAGAUUCUUAUCUUUUUAGCUAACCUACAGAGCACUGAGCAAUUGCAAGAAAAACGGCCAAAGAAAUUGUUCUGCAGUGAAGUUUGUAGGUGUAAAAUGACAAAAUCUGAAAAAUGUUUCAAGGCUACAACUUUGUUUGCAAUAGAUGAUAAGAACAGUGAAAUCUAAAGUUAAGAUUUCUUCACCUGUUUUGCUUGCAGUUGUUCUGCGUCACCCUCGUCUGAAGGAUGGACUGGUCGAUAAACACACUGCCUCUGCCUGAGUAUGUUGAGCUUGGUGUCCAUUCACUGAGUGGCCUUCUGUGGACUCUGCUGUUCCUAUUUCUGUGGCACUGCUAUCGAAUUGGCUCUGACCUGCCAAUCCCUGGCCAUGCCGGAAAGUUAAAGUCGAGCUCAAGGCGCUCCAUGAUCUCCCGGAGCGGCGUGUGCAUGGGAACAAAGUGCAGCGCCCGGUCUAAGUUGUCCAGAAGCGACCAGAUUGCACCUUUCAUUUCCAUGGAAACAGCGAAGGAUGAGGAGCAGGGACAGGGCUACCUCACGCCAGUGCUGAGUCAUGCCUUGUUCCCUGCCCAGGCAUCUGCAGAAGCCAAGAAGUUGUACGCAGCACUGCAAGAGUACGCCAAGCGUUACAGCUGGGUGGGCAUGGGCCGCAUUCACAAAGGCCUUCGUGAGCAGGUCAGGCUCAACGAUCUCUCCACCAUACAAAAGCCACAUCUCUUCUUCCUGCCGGAUGUCCCAAGUGUUCCUUUCUUCCCGCGCGAUGCUCACCGGCAUGACAUCGAGGUGUUGGAAGCUAAUUAUCCUGCCAUCUUGGCUGAGUUCCAGGCUGUUUACCAGAGAGGCACAGACUCUAAGUCAGGCUGGACCUGCCUGGGGCCAAAGAGCCAGGCCGUGUUUCCCUUGUACAGCGCCGGGGUCUGUGUGGCAGGGAACUGCCGCUCCUGUCCCUCCACGUAUCGCACACUUCUCUCUCUGCGUACUUUCAUAAACAGCAACUCGCUGGGAUCUGCAGGAUUUUGGCUGCUGGGCCCCGGAGCGAUACUGGGGAGCUCCUACGGACCGACAAACACUCGCCUUCGCUGUCACCUUGGUUUGCAGACGCCCCCUUCGUGUGAGCUGGUGGUGGGAGGGGAGCCUCAGUGUUGGUCAGAGGGGCACUGCCUCCUUCUUGAUGAUUCCUUCCUUCACACCAUCUCUCACAAGGGUCCUCCAGAAUCUGGACCCAGGGUCAUUCUGAGUGUGGACCUGUGGCAUCCAAACGUGGCUGCAGCAGAGAGACAAGCUUUGGACUACAUGUUCACCCCUGACCUCUGAGUUUUGCUCCUGCACUUCACCGUGAGCACUGUGCAGGGAUGCCUUAACUUACCCCCCUCGCCCCCGUCCGGGUUCACGCGUCUCAUUCCAGUCAGAGAAUCACUGUGUGAAUCCUCCCUUAAGAAUUAGACAAGCCAUCGGCCACACAUUCAAGCAGCGUUGGAUGUUUGGCCUCUCAUUUGUAGUCAUUACAACAGUUUUACUGUCGUGCUACCUGCAUGGCAUUUUGACAUGAAAAUGCAAGCAGACAACACCUGGAAGCACAAACAGCAGCGCAGGGGUCAACUGGUGUAAAUUUUAACAUCUUAAAUGUGUUUACUAUGCUAAUACAUGCAUGCAAAGCCGGAGACUUGUUAUUGUUACUGGCCUUAUCUGAGCUGUUGUUGCAUGUGCAUGGGGUUUUUAGAAACUAUCUUGAAACGGUGUGUGUGACUACUGGUGAUUCAACCAAAAAACUGUGAAUACUUCAGUAAGAAUUUAAAUGUAUUUUCUCUCCUGAGAUAUUUCCACUCAAAAUGUCACCAAAUAUACUGUGUUGUUUUCUUUCUUUCCUUGAUAACACUAAGCUGUUUGUAUGCUGGAAUGUUUUUGGUCACAAAGUUAUUAUAUUUUUGAUUUCUUUAUAAAUUCUCUUUGCUAGUUUGUUUGUUGUUACAUAUUUUAUGUACA